AUGGCAGCAGGUUGGCAGCAUUCUUCCGCUUCACAGUGCUUAAUUCACACUGUUUCUUCUGAACUAAGCAACAUAUUGGCCUUCCACAACCGUCUCACAGAUGCUCAUUUUGCAUUGGAAGUAGCACUCUGGUCGAUUGUGACGUGCCUCCUCGUCGCGUUGAGACAUUGGAAUGGCUUGUUGUCGAACUUUCUUGAACCAUUCUCCCAAAAGCAACAUUAUCGCAGACAUGAAUCGAAUGUUGGCAAUAUUUUGGAAAAUGCUAGUUUGUGUGGAAAAUAUAACUUGAAAACUGCCGUAUUGAUUUGCGAAAAUAUAAUUUUGCUAUGGACUAUAAGGGGUACUUCACAUAUCACAUCUGAGAAGAAGGCGCUUGGCUACGAGUGUAUAUUUGAGUGUAUCCUCAGGCGGGGUGUUUGCACUGUGUUGUCUGCGAGAUGUUAUAACUUCAAAGAUCUUUAUAUUUCCAACACCAAUGUUGUAGCUUCCAACGAACGUCAAGUGUUCGUUAUUCCGUAG
This is a messenger RNA of Helobdella robusta, 519 nucleotides long. RefSeq lists its product as hypothetical. Lineage: Eukaryota; Metazoa; Annelida; Clitellata; Rhynchobdellida; Glossiphoniidae. The record is from RefSeq and is a predicted model, not a curated record. The transcript has 5 exons. Bases 1 to 519 code for a protein of 172 amino acids.